UGCGCAUAAAUACGGAUGGUUUAAGUCAGCUAUUUCCAUGACGCCAGCCUACAGCCAAAAGUCCUCCCUCCUCUUUUCGCAGUCUACGCCUCAUUUCAACCCAUGUCGAUUUCGGGAAUUCAUGGACAAGUCCUCGAGGUCACUGUCGUCGGGUGUAACAAAUUGAAGAACACCGAAUGGAUCUCGAGGCAGGAUCCCUACGUUUGUCUCGAAUAUGCGAGCACCAAACACCGUACCCGGACUUGCACAGAUGGCGGGAGGAACCCUACUUUUCAGGAGAAAUUCGUUUUCCCGUUGAUCGAAGGGCUGAGGGAGCUAUCAGUUGUAGUUUGGAACAGUAAUACUAUUACUUUGGAUGAUUUCAUUGGCAACGGAAAGAUUCAAUUGCAGAAAGUUCUAUCUCAGGGUUAUGAUGAUAGCGCGUGGCCUAUUCAAGACAAAAAAGGAAGGAGUGCUGGAGAAGUUCGGUUGAUAAUGCACUACCCUAAUGCCAACGCCAAUGCUAAUGCCAACAAAACCGGAAAGACCCAUGCUCCAUCAGCUCCACCAUAUACAAACACCACAGCACCUCAUCCUCACGCCCCUGCAUACUCGGCGCCUCCACCAUCAUCAUAUCCUCCAUCGAGCUAUCCACCACCACCACCUACUUAUACCACCUACCCUCCAACUUCUGCAGGAUAUCCCCCACCUCAUUACACUAAUCAACCAGAUGCUUAUCCUCCGACAUACCCUCCAACAACAUAUCCGCCGCCACCUGCUGGCUAUCCCUCCCCACAGAAUCCACACUCUUAUCCUCCCGGUCCAUAUCCUCCGCCUUAUCCUCCAGCUCCAUAUCCUCCACCAUACUGAGGUUGGUUUGAGAAAACUCGGCCCGAUCGGUAUUCCCCUAUCACGGUAUUGUGCAUUAUGCUUGGUAAUAUUCUAUCCUUUUCCUGGGACUUUUUGUUCUUUGAUUGUAUCUGUUUUCUUGGAUGAUUCUUGAACACAUAUUUUUGUUACUCUUUUAUUACCAAAAUUGUAUAUUUGCCUGUAGAUUUUGUUUCUUUACUAUUAUUAUGAUAUUUUAAGGAAUUUCUUUCAUCUUA
Molecule: messenger RNA, 1085 nt
Organism: Andrographis paniculata
Lineage: Eukaryota; Viridiplantae; Streptophyta; Magnoliopsida; Lamiales; Acanthaceae
Product: leucine-rich repeat extensin-like protein 3
Exons: 7
Coding region: 103-849 (248 amino acids)
Source: RefSeq, a predicted model, not a curated record